Xiphophorus hellerii (green swordtail) is the source of this 6703-nucleotide messenger RNA. RefSeq names its product cholinergic receptor, nicotinic, beta 2 (gene chrnb2). Bases 2229 to 3872 code for a protein of 547 amino acids. NCBI's taxonomy places the organism in Eukaryota, Metazoa, Chordata, Actinopteri, Cyprinodontiformes, Poeciliidae. Gene Ontology annotation, biological process: monoatomic ion transmembrane transport. Gene Ontology annotation, molecular function: transmembrane signaling receptor activity; acetylcholine-gated monoatomic cation-selective channel activity. The transcript has 6 exons. Gene Ontology annotation, cellular component: postsynaptic membrane. The record is from RefSeq and is a predicted model, not a curated record.
CUGCCGCCAGGAAAACAUUUUAUUUAAUUUCAUUUUGCCUGUGUGAAGAACUACUACUGAGGAACAUUCCAGAUUUGGCAGCAACUGAGCUCAAGAUUAAAAUUAACCAAAUAUAUAUAUAUAUAUAUAUACUGUAUAAACAUAAAUGAGAAACAAUAAACUGUCCUGAAAAUAAAAAUCAGUUUUCUAUCUUUCUAUUCUUUUGCUUCAUUUAUCCCACUCCAAUAAUUAGUCUGUGACCUACGAUGAAAUUUGUGUGUUGUGUUUCCCAGCUGUGACAGAAUCACAGGAAGUAAUCGCAGCAACCCGAAGACAGAAUGACAGCAGGGCAGGAAGGCACGGAGAAAAAAAAGCAAAGAGAGAAGGAGGCUGAGUGGGUGUUAGGGGAAGACAAGCACUUGUGGGGGUCCCAGCUUCUAAAUAAUUCACGGGGAGACUAGCUGCACUCAGUGCAGGGGAGGAGCACUGUCAGGUCAGCUCAUUCACUGCAGAGCGGAGGCGGGGAAAGGAUGAGAUUGUAAGAAGAGUGUUUAAAGAUGAAUCCAUAGAAAAGUUUUCCUCUGUGCACAUGUGUGUGAAUAUAUUAUGGGAAUAAUUGUGCAUGGUGUGCUAGUUGUACAUGCCUCUGCUCUGUGUGUGUGAUGAAAAUAGAUAUGAUAAAGAAACAGGCUGCUUCUUGGUGGACCUUUUCUUAGUCACCACAGCAACUGCCUCCUCCCUCUAUCUUGCUUUUUACUUUGUUUAUUCAUCCCUUAAGUCCUUUCCUACAUUCCUCCAACACACUGUUGACUUCCUGUGUCUUCUCUGGCCGUUUUAUGUCCGGCAAAUUUGAUGACAUUUCACCCCUGGCCUCAUUCUUUCAAUAUUACCUGACCAUUAAGUCUCAUUCUCAGCAGGAAGGCACAGAGAAAAAAAGCAAAGAGAAGAGUAGGUGUUAGGGGAAGACAAGCGCUUGUGGGGUCCUAGCAUUUCUUCCUCCUGAAUAAUAUUUAACAUUUUUCGACCUUUCUGUGUAAAUUCUUUACAUGUUACUUUGAAUCAGAAGCCUUAGACAAGAGGAACAGGAAAUGCGACAGUAAUACUUGAUCAAGGUUUAGACAAGCACAAAGCAGUGAAUGUUGGUGAGAUGGAAAAGGACAUGUGGUUUUUCCAAAACCUUUUACAAAAAAAAAAUAAAUAAAUAAUCAGAAAACGAAAUUUAUAUUCACCCUCUUUAAUUUAAUACCCCUAAAUAAAAUUCUGUAAAAUUUCUUCAGAUAUUCUAUUUACCUAAUCUGUAAAUAGAGUCCCAACAGAUUAAAUAGAAUAAAUAAUCUCAGUUCAUGACAGAGGUUUGUUGAAGAACAGAAGACUUUUUAAACUACUUUGACCGCUGAACUCAAAGCGAGUCUCCAGCCAGUCUGACUGAGUUAUUUUGUGAAGAAUAAUUGGAAAAUGUUUUGGUUUGUAGUUGUGCAAAACUAACGGAGAAAUGCUGUGGUGGUUUCUAAUAGGGGUGACAUGGGCAUCAGCAUCUCAUCAGAGGGCGACAUGGGAGGUAUAAAAGAAGUUUAAACUUAAACAUAAAGCUUAAAUAUGUUAUACAAUAUUUAGAUUCAUAUAAUAUAUGUGGAAAACGCCUGUUUUCCAUUCCAAGCCGAUUAGAAAAAAGAAAGAUCAUUUAUAGAUGAUAACAUUUAAAAAGAUAUUUGGCCAAGGGCUGAUAUUAAAGUUGAAGCAGCCAGAAAAACAGGAAAGAUGCCAUCUAGUUUGACAAGGUCACUGGAAAGUCAAUAUUGGACAUUCUGUUCGUGCCUGCGAGUGCUUAAUAUUAUAUGGAGAUGAGUGAGCAAAGACGCUGGCAUGGUUGGCUGAUGUGGAGUUCUGAGGUGCAUCCUCCCCUCCCUGCUGCUCCAUGGUGCCCGGCGCCCCGCCCCCGCCUGUCCAGCGCGUCGCAUCUCUAAGCGGCGUUCGGCGCGGUCAGCAGCAGCAGCAGCAGCACCCGCACCCCACAGCCCAGCGCACAGCUCACCUGGCUGCACCGAGAACACAUUUCUGUUUUUUUAAAUUCCCUCCCUGACAGGCGUGGAAGGAAAGGAGCAGAUACCCCCGCAGAGACGUCACCAUGUCAGGUAGAGAGUGAAGAGGAGGUUCGGAGCCGUGAGGAGGUGGGGGAACAACACUGCGGGGUGCGCUUGGAGUGGCCUCUCCAUCCGGGUGAACACCUUUCCGGGCUCAAAGCGCGCACGAUGAUGCACCGCUGGCAGCUGCUGCCGCCGCGGCUGCUGCUGGCUUGCUUCGCCAUUGUGGGAGUUGGCCUCGGGGCAGACACAGAGGAGCGGCUGGUGGAGCAUCUCCUAAACCCGGCACAUUACAACAAGCUGAUCCGACCCGCCACUAAUGGCUCUGAGCUGGUUACCGUGCAGCUGAUGGUGUCGUUGGCCCAACUCAUCAGUGUGCAUGAAAGAGAGCAGGUGAUGACCACCAAUGUCUGGCUGACACAGGAGUGGCAGGACUAUCGGCUGACUUGGGUCCCCGAGGAGUUCGAUGGAAUGUUGAAGGUCAGGCUGCCCUCAAAACACAUCUGGCUUCCUGACGUGGUCCUCUACAACAAUGCUGACGGGGUCUAUGAGGUAUCCUUCUACUCUAACGCGGUGGUGUCCUAUGAUGGCAGCAUCUUCUGGUUGCCUCCAGCCAUCUACAAAUCAGCCUGCAAGAUUGAGGUGAAGCACUUCCCUUUCGACCAGCAGAACUGCACGCUGAGGUUUCGUUCCUGGACCUAUGACCGCACAGAAAUAGAUCUUGUGCUUCGCGCCGACGUGGCCAGCAUGGAUGACUUCACGCCCAGCGGAGAAUGGGACAUCAUUGCCCUGCCGGGUCGACGAAACGAGAACCCGGCUGACCCCACCUACGUGGACAUCACAUACGACUUCAUCAUUCGCAGGAAGCCGCUAUUUUACACCAUCAACCUCAUCAUACCUUGUGUGCUCAUCACUUCACUGGCCAUCCUGGUCUUCUACUUGCCAUCCGACUGCGGAGAGAAGAUGACGCUGUGCAUCUCCGUGCUGCUCGCGCUCACCGUCUUCCUGCUGCUGAUCUCCAAGAUCGUCCCACCAACUUCACUGGACGUUCCUCUGGUGGGGAAGUACUUGAUGUUCACCAUGGUUCUGGUCACUUUUUCCAUAGUUACCAGUGUGUGUGUGCUCAACGUCCACCACCGCUCACCCACCACGCACACCAUGCCUCCCUGGGUUAAACUGGUGUUCCUCAACAAGCUUCCCGCCCUGCUCUUCAUGCGACAGCCGAGGAACAGCAGUGAGCGCCAGCGGCUACGCCAGCGAAGGCGAGCACAGGAGCAGAAGGAGGGCGGGCGCAGCGGGGAGCCAGCGGCCCUGAUGGUUGGCCUCGGGCUUGGUGGCGGUGGUGGAAACGGAGGGGGGACCUCAUCGUCUGUUUUUGGGAAGGACGACGGGGACCCUUGCACGUGCUACGUGAACCGGGCGUCAGUCAAACAGUUUGGAGGGGAACUGGUGGGUGCCGGCGGGGGAUCAAUGGAUGGUCUGAACAGAGUGAGGGAGAGUCGGGAGGGCAGUUCUGGAAACCUGCCCCGGGGGAAGCAGGCAGCUGGAGGUCCGGCUUUGACUCAGGCCUUGCUGGCUCAAGCCUGUCCAGGAUUUGAUGAGGCAGUGGAAGGAGUUCGCUUCAUCGCCAACCACAUGAAGAGCGAAGAUGACGAUCAGAGUGUGAGCGAGGACUGGAAGUAUGUUGCUAUGGUGAUCGAUCGCCUCUUUCUCUGGAUCUUUGUGUUUGUUUGCGUGUUCGGCACGAUGGGCAUGUUCCUGCAGCCCCUUUUCCAGAAUUACACAGUGAAAACCAUCAACACGCCAGGCUGAUUGUCUCCGCCAACAGACAGCGCCCCUGACCAAUCAGAACAGCAGGACAAAUGACAGAGGUGUGGUGAUGUGUGAAUGCGCGUGGGGGUGCGUGUGCGUGUGUGGGGGUGUACUUUGGGGCAGUUGGGGAUCUUAGUUUUAUCGUGUCUAUGGAACUGGAAUCAAAAAUGCUGCUGAAGAGCUAUCCCGUCCAUUAACUUUAUAAUAACAUUUUUGCAACAAACAACCAUUUUUCUUGUAUGAGGAUAAAGUAAAAGACAGUGACACACUUUUUCCUGCAUUUUUUUUUGUUGUUGUUGGAGAAUUAAAACAGACUGACCGCCCCUCUCCAGUGUAAAGAUCCACCCUUGUUCCAGUCCUCAGCCUUUCAGGGAGUGAGGACGCUGAUUUUCUCCUUGUUGCACCCAGCCAGACAACACCGACUGCUUCACAGCAACGCCGCCACAGAUGAGACUCCAUGGUAGUGUUGGCUGACACUGAGCAUCAGAGAGGGAAGGAAGGUUCAAGUUGAGUGUCUUGCUUUUUUUUUUUUCUUUUUUCCCAAGAAAUCCAUUUUUUUUCUUUUUUCCCAAGAAAUCCAUGAUGUCAGUGAACCGAUUCAGUAUUUUUCAUCAUAGCGUAGCAGCUUGCCACAAGCAUAUUGCAUCGAGUAAAUAAUUAAUAUUUCUAUAUAUCAGCUCAUGCAAAGGUUUGUUGAUGAUGGAGAGAUUUCAGUGUGUUGUAUGAUUGUAUAGCUAUAAAAGGAAUGUGAUUUAAACUACUGCACAGCCUGCGUCCUGCACGCUAACACUAGACGUGUAAGACCUGCAGAUUAAAGGGAAACAUAAAGGAGAUGCAUAUACUGAAAGGAAAACAAGGGGGCAAUAUUACUGAAAAGUCAUGCAUGGACAUUUUUUCGGGUGUUUUUUUUUUUUUUGCUUAAAGUGUUGCAGAUUGCCGUACCAGAGGGCGCAGCUGCAGACGAGUCCUGGGAAGUGGAUUAAACUGAGCCAAAAUGCUGCAACAGAACGGUAAACGUUCUGGCCACUGGAAUGUGAUUUCUAUUUUUAACCAGAUGAAGUAAUAAGGAGGCACUCGGUUGUGCAAACAGUUAUGUGUAAAUUGAAUUAUCGAUAAACUGAUGGAGGUAUUUUCAAAGGCUUUGGGAUAAUUAUGUGUGUUAACAUGGUUUCACACCUGUUUACUUCAUGUUGUUGCCCUAAUCAGACUGAGGUGGUGUGUUUUAGCUCCUCUGUCCUCAUUAGAAAUGCACCAAGAAAAAAAAAAUUGGCUGGUGACCUGAAUCAGUCAAACCAGCCUGAAACCAGACAGACACUUCAAAAUCCAGAUAUUUUUCCAGUACAGGACACACGCCACAUCUGGAGGUACCCAAAGCUACCUAAAUAUUGCAUCAUUAAGGCACUUAAAAUCAUAGCCAGAGGAAGCACAGAUAUGUGAGAAGGUAUUUUGAAUAAACAGGCUUGUCUCUGACAUCUGGAGAAGGUUAAUUCAGGCAGUCAGAGAGCAACAGUUUCACCAGAGAGCAGGAAUGCUGAACGUAUUUGGAAAUCUCAGAUUAUGGAGAUAGAUUCUCUAAGGAAUACAUGCUAAUUUUGCUGGUUUUGUAAUGCCAGCGUGCUAAUCGUUACCAUAGCAUACUUAAGAUAGUUUAAAAUCUGAAUUCAUUAAUAUUUCUGUUUUUAAAAUGAUAGUAAAACCUUGUUGGUGACACAAUUAGUCAUUUUGAUCAGGUCUGAUCCUGCUGGAUUCUUGGUGCAAUAAACAAAAAAAAAAAAGAUUUGCGUUUGAUACGCCAGUGCAUUUAUUACCAGACAAAGUCAUAUUAAUUUCAGGUUGUCUUUCAUCUUACAUUAUUUCCUAAAUACAAAUCAUUGCACCAUAGCGUUAUCGCAUGAGGAAGAUUAAAUUGCAAAAGAUUUCCACUGCCAUUUGGUCAUCCUUUAAUAGUGUUGUUCCUAAGGAGAAAUCAGAGCCAACUUCAAGAUUUCCAAAAGUGGAAAAUCAGAAUCGCCGCAUGAUUCUGACAGGUGCAUCUCUAAUCCUCUUGCUCAACGCCUGAACUUUAAUGUGUAAAUGUGAACACCCUUCUGUAUUGUCACCUUUGAGGGUUGCAGCAUAAAGAAUAUGUGUCUUCCAACCCCUUCUUCAAUUAAUCUCUGCCAAAUUCCAGCCCCUUAUAUUUGCUCUUCCAAACUCACAAAUGUCUGGAAGUUAGUCUUAGUAUUUCCAGAAUCUUAUCGGGGUCUUCGACAGUCAUGGUAGACGCAAAAGGACCUUUGCAAUCACAUGUGCAAUUAAAAUCUUAAUAAAAAAAGGAGGAGCUCAAGAGGAUCAACUGUCCUUGUAAGUGGAAAAUGCCUAAACAAUUGAGUGGAAACCGGAAAAGAGCAAGGACUCCCAAUGUUUCACUUUAAAGGAAAAGGACUAAAAACACACAAAUAAAUGCUAUUUCAUCCCUGUUAUUGUCAUCGUCUGUGAGUUUCUCCAGAUUUCUACAGUCAUGUGCCCAGGUCUACAGCUUCACUCGCUGGGAGCCGUCUCCCUCUCUGCCUCUCGACGAUGGGAUCACCCGUGGGGAUCCCUGGCAGAUCUCAUACAAGUGUGAAAAGCCUUUCAGAGACCCGUGAAUACUGUUGGCUGCAUGGCUAUGCACAGAGAAAGUACCGCUGCCCACUCUCUGGUUGCUCCCCUCGACCUUUUCGCUCUCCUUCCUUUUUCCACUCACUUCCUCUCUGAUGAUUAUGCUCCACCAUCCUUCACCUUCCCCCCAUUCCUGACUCUGAAAUCUGCUCACCUUAACCGUUCCAAUAAAGGUUGUAGGUUCAGAUUAA